Elephantulus edwardii (Cape elephant shrew) is the source of this 5358-nucleotide messenger RNA. RefSeq names its product lysine (K)-specific demethylase 3B (gene KDM3B). Gene Ontology annotation, molecular function: transcription coregulator activity; histone H3K9 demethylase activity; chromatin DNA binding. The record is from RefSeq and is a predicted model, not a curated record. The transcript is spliced from 24 exons. NCBI's taxonomy places the organism in Eukaryota, Metazoa, Chordata, Mammalia, Macroscelidea, Macroscelididae. The coding region runs from base 67 to 5358 and encodes 1763 amino acids. Gene Ontology annotation, cellular component: histone deacetylase complex; chromatin. Gene Ontology annotation, biological process: regulation of transcription by RNA polymerase II.
GCGGAUCGGGCGCUCGGUGGUGGAGGUGGUGGGAGGCGGUGGGCUGGAGUCCGGGCGGCCCUGGCGAUGGCGGACGCGGCGGCUUCGCCGGUGGGCAAGCGGCUGCUGCUUCUGUUCGCGGACACCGCGGCGUCAGCCUCGGCCUCGGUCCCCGCGGCGGCGGCGGCGGCGGCGGCAAGCGGAGAUCCAGGGCCUGCGCUGCGCACUCGGGCCUGGCGGGCCGGCACGGUGCGGGCCAUGAGCGGGGCGGUGCCCCAGGACCUAGCGAUAUUUGUAGAAUUUGAUGGCUGUAACUGGAAGCAACACUCAUGGGUUAAAGUUCAUGCGGAAGAAGUUAUUGUGCUUCUACUAGAAGGGUCACUUGUAUGGGCACCCCGGAAAGAUCCAGUCCUUCUCCAGGGCACUCGAGUCUCAAUUGCACAGUGGCCAGCCCUGACUUUCACUCCCCUAGUAGAUAAACUGGGUUUAGGUUCUGUGGUUCCUGUUGAAUACCUUUUGGAUCGAGAGCUUCGUUUCCUGUCAGAUGCUAAUGGGUUGCAUCUGUUCCAGAUGGGAACAGAUAGCCAAAACCAGAUUCUUUUGGAACAUGCAGCACUAAGAGAAACAGUUAAUGCUUUAAUCAGUGAUCAAAAACUACAAGAGAUAUUCAGCCGAGGUCCCUACAGUGUUCAAGGUCACAGGGUCAAAGUAUACCAGCCAGAAGGGGAAGAAAGUUGGCAUUAUGGUGUUGUAAGUCAUCAGGACACUAUCACCCGUCUUAUGGAGGUAUCUAUAACUGAGAGUGGUGAGAUCGAGUCAGUGGAUCCCAGACUGGUCCAUGUGAUGCUGGUUGACAACUCUUCAUCUCAUAGUGAGGGAGGGACGUUAAAAGCAGUAAAAUCUUCCAAAGGAAAGAAGAAGAGAGAAAGCAUAGAGGGGAAAGAUGGCCGGAGGAGAAAAAGUGCAUCAGACUCUGGGUGUGACCCUGCAUCAAAGAAAUUAAAAGGAGACAGGGGUGAAGUAGACAGUACGGGGAGCGAUGGAGGUGAGGCGAGCCGAGGACCCUGGAAAGGAGGGAAUGCCAUUGGAGAGACAGCACUGGAUCAGAGGGCCAAGCAGCCGCCAUCCACGUUUAUCCCCCAGAUUAACCGCAGCAUUCGCUUUGCCACUUACACCAAAGAAAACGGCAGGACUCUGGUGGUACAAGAUGAACCUGUAGGUGGGGACACACCUGUACCUUUCACUCCAUAUUCUUCAGCCCCAGGUCAGCUACCUUUAACCCCAGAGGUGGGUGGAACUGAAAACAAAGAGGCAGGAAAAACAUUGGAACAAGUUGGCCAGGGCAUGGUGCCCUCAACAGCGGUAGCUAAUACCGCCAACACCACCCCAACCACAGUGAGGAUCUCAGACACUGGCCUUGCAACAGGGACUGGGCCAGAAAAACAGAGAGGCAGCUGGCCACAGGCCUCGGGAGAGAAUUCAAGAAAUUCUCUUCUGACUACUUCUGGAUUUGGAGCAUCUCUCUCCAGUUCAUCACAACCUUUGAAUUUUGGAAGUGGAAGAAGCCAGUCCAACGGGGUUCUAGCCACAGAGAAUAAACCAUUGGGCUUCUUUGGCUGUAGCUCUGCAUCAGAGUCACAGACAGACUCUGAUCUCUCCAAAAACUUGUUUUUUCAGUGCAUGUCACAAACUUUACCCACCAGUAACUACUUCACUACAGUUUCAGAGAGUUUGACUGAUGAUUCCUCUAGUCGAGACUCUUUCAAACAAAGCCUUGAGAGCCUCAGCUCAGGCCUGUGUAAAAGCAGACCUGCCCUGGGAGCAGACCCUAAGGCAGGCUCUAAGGCUGGCAGCUCUGUGGACAGGAAAGUGCCUGCAGAGUCCAUGCCCACCCUCACACCAGCCUUCCCCCGGAGUCUCCUAAAUACCCACACACCAGAGAGUCAUGAAAAUCUAUUUUUACAGCCCCCCAAAUUAUCCCGAGAAGAGCCUUCUAAUCCUUUUCUGGCAUUUGUGGAGAAAGUAGAACAUAGCCCUUUCAGCAGCUUUGCAUCUCAGGCAUCAGGUAGCUGCUCUUCUGCUACCACUGUCACUUCCAAGGCAGCACCCAGCUGGCCUGACUCUCACUCCUCUACAGAUUCAGCAUCUUCAGCAAAGAAGAAAACUCUCUUCAUAGCAACUGACUCCUCCAAGCUGGUGCCUGGUGUUCUGGGUUCAACUCUUACCACCGCUGGCCCAAGCCUCUCAGCCAUGGGGAAUGGCCGUUCCAGCUCACCCACCAGCAGCCUCACCCAGCCCAUCGAGAUGCCUACUCUCUCCUCCAGCCCCACAGAGGAGAGGCCAACUGUGGGGCCUGGACAGCAGGACAAUCCCCUCCUCAAAACCUUUAGUACUGUCUUUGGCAGGCACUCAGCCGGCUUUCUGUCUUCUCCUGCAGAUUUUUCACAGGAGAACAAAGCUCCUUUUGAAGCUGUGAAAAGGUUCUCACUGGAUGAGCGAAGCUUGGCUUGCAGACAGGACUCAGACUCCAGCACCAACAGUGACCUGUCAGAUAUGAGCGACUCUGAGGAGCAGCUGCAAGCCAAAACUGGUCUGAAGGGGAUUCCGGAGCACCUGAUGGGAAAGCUGGGCCCCAAUGGGGAGCGCAGUGCUGAGCUGUUGCUGGGCAAAGGCAAAGGGAAGCAGGCCCCUAAGGGCCGGCCUCGGACCGCCCCUCUGAAAGUUGGCCAGUCAGUGCUGAAAGAUGUAAGCAAAGUGAAGAAGCUGAAGCAGUCUGGAGAGCCCUUUCUACAGGACGGGUCGUGCAUUAACGUGGCCCCUCAUCUGCACAAGUGCCGGGAGUGCCGCCUCGAGCGGUAUAGGAAGUUUAAAGAACAGGAACAAGAUGAUUCCACUGUGGCCUGCCGCUUCUUCCACUUCCGGAGAUUGGUCUUCACUCGAAAAGGGGUACUCCGUGUGGAGGGUUUUUUGAGCCCCCAGCAAAGUGAUCCUGAUGCAAUGAACCUGUGGAUUCCUUCCUCCUCCCUCGCAGAGGGGAUAGACCUAGAGACCUCAAAGUAUAUCCUGGCCAAUGUCGGAGACCAGUUCUGCCAGCUCGUGAUGUCUGAGAAGGAGGCCAUGAUGAUGGUGGAGCCACAUCAGAAAGUGGCAUGGAAAAGAGCAGUGCGUGGUGUUCGGGAAAUGUGUGAUGUAUGUGAAACAACACUUUUCAAUAUCCACUGGGUUUGUCGCAAAUGUGGAUUUGGGGUCUGCCUUGACUGUUACAGGCUCAGGAAAAGCCGUCCACGCAGUGAGACAGAGGAGAUGGGUGAUGAAGAAGUUUUCUCCUGGUUGAAAUGUGCAAAAGGACAAUCUCAUGAACCAGAGAACCUCAUGCCCACACAGAUCAUCCCUGGCACAGCUCUUUACAAUAUUGGAGACAUGGUACAUGCUGCCCGGGGCAAGUGGGGGAUUAAAGCAAACUGCCCUUGUAUUAGUCGGCAGAAUAAAUCUGUUUUGAGACCUGCUGUCACCAAUGGGAUGUCACAGCUUCCUAGCAUAAACCCUAGUGCCUCUUCUGGAAACGAAACCACCUUCUCAGGGGGAGGAGGAACAGCAGCUGUAACAGUUCCAGAAUCUGACCAUAUUCCUAAAGCAGACAGCACUGACAUCAGACCUGAGGAACCCCUGAAAGCAGACGGUUCAGCAUCAGGCAGCAAUAGUGAGCCAAAAGCCAUCAGGCCUCCCUGCCCGGACACAGCCCCACCCUCUUCUGCCCUGCACUGGUUGGCGGAUUUAGCAACUCAGAAGGCUAAAGAGGAAACAAAAGAAGCUGGGUCCCUGAGGUCGGUGCUCAAUAAAGAAUCUCAUUCACCCUUUGGGCUGGAUUCGUUCAACUCCGCUGCAAAGGUCUCUCCGUUAACUCCAAAGCUUUUCAACAGUCUAUUACUGGGUCCUACUGCCUCCAACAACAAAAAUGAAGGCUCUAGCCUUCGAGACCUCCUUCACUCUGGGCCUGGAAAGCUUCCUCAAACUCCCUUGGACACAGGCAUACCCUUCCCCCCGGUCUUCUCCACAUCUUCAGCUGGAGUGAAGAGCAAGGCCAGCCUGCCCAACUUCCUUGAUCACAUCAUUGCCUCAGUGGUAGAAAAUAAGAAAACCUCAGAUGCUGCAAAACGGGGCUGUAAUAUGACUGAUACCCAGAGGGAGGUGAAGGAGAUGGUGAUGGGUCUAAACGUGCUAGACCCCCAUACUUCUCACUCCUGGCUCUGUGAUGGGAGACUUCUGUGUCUCCAUGACCCCAGCAACAAAAACAAUUGGAAGAUCUUCCGGGAAUGUUGGAAACAAGGCCAGCCAGUGCUGGUUUCAGGGGUACAUAAAAAACUCAAGUCUGAACUCUGGAAGCCAGAAGCCUUUAGCCAGGAAUUUGGAGACCAAGACGUGGACUUGGUGAACUGCAGGAACUGUGCUAUCAUUUCCGAUGUGAAAGUUCGGGAUUUCUGGGAUGGCUUUGAGAUUAUAUGCAAGCGACUAAGGUCAGAAGACGGACAGCCAAUGGUGCUCAAGCUCAAGGACUGGCCGCCUGGGGAAGAUUUUCGAGACAUGAUGCCAACAAGGUUUGAAGAUCUCAUGGAGAACCUUCCUCUUCCAGAAUAUACCAAACGAGAUGGGAGGCUCAAUCUAGCCUCUAGGCUGCCGAGCUACUUUGUAAGGCCUGAUCUGGGCCCCAAGAUGUACAACGCCUAUGGUUUGAUAACCGCAGAAGAUAGACGUGUUGGUACAACAAAUCUUCACUUAGAUGUGUCUGAUGCAGUUAAUGUGAUGGUGUAUGUUGGAAUUCCCAUCGGGGAAGGUGCUCAUGAUGAAGAAGUACUCAAGACUAUUGAUGAGGGAGAUGCUGAUGAUGUGACAAAGCAGAGGAUUCAUGAUGGAAAAGAAAAGCCAGGUGCUUUGUGGCACAUCUAUGCAGCCAAGGAUGCAGAAAAGAUUCGGGAGCUGCUUCGGAAGGUUGGAGAAGAGCAAGGCCAAGAAAAUCCCCCUGAUCACGACCCAAUUCAUGACCAAAGUUGGUACCUGGACCAGACCCUCCGUAAGCGACUCUAUGAGGAGUAUGGCGUGCAAGGUUGGGCCAUUGUACAGUUCCUGGGGGAUGCUGUCUUCAUACCUGCUGGAGCCCCGCACCAAGUUCACAAUCUCUACAGUUGCAUAAAAGUAGCAGAAGACUUUGUAUCUCCAGAACAUGUAAAGCACUGUUUCCGCCUGACCCAGGAAUUCAGGCAUCUUUCUAACACUCAUACAAACCAUGAGGAUAAACUGCAGGUGAAGAACAUCAUUUACCACGCAGUGAAAGAUGCUGUUGGCACCCUCAAGGCUCAUGAAUCCAAACUGGCAAGGUCUUAG